Molecule: messenger RNA, 555 nt
Organism: Helianthus annuus (common sunflower)
Lineage: Eukaryota; Viridiplantae; Streptophyta; Magnoliopsida; Asterales; Asteraceae
Product: cold shock domain-containing protein 3-like
Exons: 1
Coding region: 1-555 (184 amino acids)
Molecular function (GO): nucleic acid binding; zinc ion binding
Source: RefSeq, a predicted model, not a curated record
AUGGUUACUGCCUCAAAGCCUCUAACCAUCACAGAGGCUAUCGAUUUGAGUGUUACACUUACUGAAGAAGCUCUUCGUAUGGGAAAGUUUUCGGGAUCUGAGACAAACAAGAAAGAAACUCAUGUGGAGUCUUCGGGCAAUAACAAAAGAAAGUCUUCGAACCUAAAGAUAGGCACCCAAGUUAGUUAUGAGAGCUCUAAAGCAAAUAAAAGAAGGGAAUUGGACCCGCCCCAUGGCAUGCAAGCUUAUGGAGCCACCAAUAAGGCCGGUGGUAAGGUUUACUUGGGGACUAAGCCGAUAUGUAAUGAGUGUAAGUUCCACCAUGAAGGUCGAUGUCUGAGAACUAAGUGUGAUAGGUGUGGAAAAGAAGGACACAGCAAGGACGCCUGUUGGGCGAAGUAUCCCAAACAAGGAGGAAAUGAUGGCGGCAACCAAGACGAAAACGAUAAUGGUAGAGUUCCAGGUUGCUUCAAAUGUGGGGACGUGGGGCACUUUAGGAAAGAUUGCCCUAGGAAGAACCAAGCGAGGAAGGGUCUUCACGAUCGGAGCUCGUGA